CCUUCCUAUUUCCUACCCUAUAUAAAGGGCCCGACGCGUAUCGGAAAAGCAUUAGACGAACAGCUCCCGCCUUUCAUUGAUCUGCGUUCAAAAACUUGGAUCAUGAGAUCUUUGAUCGCUAUCCUGUCCUUGGCCUUCGUGGCCAACGCAGCUCCAGGAUUACUUGGACUCGGCGGCUUAGGACUCAACGGAGGAUUCGGUGGGGGAUAUGGCGGCGCUGGGGGCAUCUUGAGCGCCGGAAACUACGCCAACGGAUUCAGCCAUUCCAAAGGAUACAGCCACGGAAACCAUAUUUUAGGAGGAUUCAAAGGACUGGGAGGUAUCGCAAACGGCCACCUGAACAAACACUUCCUCGGGAAGCGAAGCGCUGAUCCGGAGCCUGGAUUGCUAGGCCUAGGACUCGGUGGCUUGGGCCUGAAUAGUGGGCUCGGAGGGGGAUUCGGAGGCUACGGAGGUCUCCUGGGCGCUGGAAACUACGCCAAUGGAUACAGCCACUCCACUGGAUACAGUCAUGGAAACCACAUCCUCAAAGGCUUCGGAGGAGCCGGUGGGCUGAAACACGGCCAUCUGAAACACUUGCUCCUCGGGAAGCGAAGUGCUGAUCUAGAGCCUGACACAGAGCAAGAAUCCGAGUAAUCAAUGAAUAUUUAUGGAGAUAAGGCCUCAUCAACGCUUACAAUUGGGAUAUGAGUCCAGAUAUUACAUAGAUUUACUAUAUAUAUAUAUAUAAAUAUACUUUAAUUUUUUUACAACAUAUGCAUUUAUAAAAUAAAUUAUAUUUUUUUGCCAGAAA
This is a messenger RNA of Macrobrachium nipponense, 793 nucleotides long. RefSeq names its product glycine-rich protein-like. The record is from RefSeq and is a predicted model, not a curated record. Lineage: Eukaryota; Metazoa; Arthropoda; Malacostraca; Decapoda; Palaemonidae. Bases 103 to 636 code for a protein of 177 amino acids. The transcript is spliced from 2 exons.